Messenger RNA from Setaria italica (foxtail millet), 995 nucleotides. RefSeq lists its product as uncharacterized. The transcript is spliced from 2 exons. The coding region runs from base 362 to 721 and encodes 119 amino acids. The record is from RefSeq and is a predicted model, not a curated record. Lineage: Eukaryota; Viridiplantae; Streptophyta; Magnoliopsida; Poales; Poaceae.
CGGCCGGCGUCGUGGUAGAUAUGACCGCGCUCCCCCAACUCGUCGCGCCCGACCUCAACCUGUCCGUUGCGCCACCAGCACUCUGCUUUCCCUCUCUUCCUUCCCUGCUCUCUCUCUCCCUCCCCUCUGCGAGCCUUGAGCUGCACUUCGCGGGAUGAGGGCGACGGUGCGGUGGGCCCCGAGCCCCAGGGCUGGGGCGCCCCGAGCGGCGCAUCUUGCCUGAGUUCCAGUUUUAGGACCGUGCAUCAGCUCGCGGCGCACCUCCUCCGCCUUGUCUCGAAGCUUCGCGGGGCGAGGACGCGCCCCUUGGGGCCGCCGCUGCCAUCGCAUCCUGGAGCUCCAAGGAGGGGCCGUGGGGGGCAUGGCGGUGGGUGGAGAUGGCGGCACCCGGCAGGCUGGGGGCGGCGUGGCCUGGCAGGAGCCAGCGGCGCAGUCACGGCGACCAAGGCAGGUGGGGGCGGCGCUCUCCGACCAGGCGAAGGGCGAAGCGACCGCGGUAGAGGGAGGAAACGGCGACGGGGAGUGGAUAGGAACAGCGAUCGACUCCGAUCGACUAGCGGACGCCGCUCGCUAUGAUGGGCUCUUCUUCAUCUUGGUCUGGCCAAAACUUUGUGUCCUUCUCAUCUUCUCCUGGUGCAGGCUUUGGGCAAACCGUGGGCUCCAUUUCCGCCACGCCAUGGGGCAAGCAGUCUUUCUUUCAACUAGAUUUGUAAUGUCGUGAUUUCAUCUUCUUCUAUUUGUCGUUUGAUUCUGCUUAAGUAGGCUUGCUGGAUUCUUACUUCUUAUCUUGCCACUUCCACAACAAUAUGCUGGAUGCAAAAUUCUAUCCACAAGCAGUCCCUUUCUUUUGUUUUGUUUGUGCAUGGGCAUUUUUUAUUUAGUGGGUGUUAAAUCCUAAACUGUAGCUAUUCCUGUAAUGCUCAUCAAUAAGUUGGAUGAAUAGGUAAAAGAUUAUUGUUAUUCAACAGGUUUUUAAGGCCUUGACAAAUCUUUCA